This is a messenger RNA of Exaiptasia diaphana, 1401 nucleotides long. RefSeq names its product ribonuclease P protein subunit p25-like protein. NCBI's taxonomy places the organism in Eukaryota, Metazoa, Cnidaria, Anthozoa, Actiniaria, Aiptasiidae. Gene Ontology annotation, cellular component: ribonuclease MRP complex. Gene Ontology annotation, biological process: tRNA 5'-leader removal. Bases 120 to 788 code for a protein of 222 amino acids. Gene Ontology annotation, molecular function: RNA binding. The transcript has 6 exons. The record is from RefSeq and is a predicted model, not a curated record.
AGCUGGUCAAUAUGGCGGCAGGCAUCGGAGGAAGACGAAAAAGCAAAGACAAAUCGAUCAUGUAGCAUGACGUGCACUUUCAAUAAUUAGAUAAAAGAUAGAUAACACUAUCACGGCAUAUGAUGGAGUUUUACACCAAAAGCUCUAGCAGUUCUGCGGUUUCUGAGACGAAAGAUCCGUUGGAAGUAAACAUCAAAAGUGGGAAGAAAAUUCGGGCUUGCAUUUCACAAACCUUGAAAUCAUUACAGUCUACCAAAGAUAAGGUUGUCAUCACUGGAAGUGGCCCGACAGUUACCAAAGCRAUUACUACAGCAGAAAUUGUCAAGAGGAAAAUCAAGGGUCUUCAUCAGCAAAAUAAUCUAUUUUAUACAAAGAAUGAGGACAUUUGGGAGCCAAAAGAGGAAGGUCUAGAUCAGCUAAAAGUCACAAGGAAUGUUCCCGCCAUCAGCAUUACUUUAUCAUUUCAACCACUUGAUGAACAGGCACCAGGGUACCAAGCCCCAGGAGUACAUCAACCUUUAGURCAAUUUAGAGAUGAAGAUAUAGAGUUAGCUGAUGAAAGAAUUGRAGGAAAACAUGAAAUGCGACAGGCACAGCAUAAACAAACAAAUAAAAGAAAAGCUGGAAURAAAAGAGACAGAAYACAAGGUCAACAGAARACACUUGAAGAUAGAGAUAACCAUGAAGUGGACAAUGCAACACAAAUCAAACAGAAUGCUACUAAGAAACCAUUUAAGAAAAGACAUAAAGGAUCAAAGCCAUCAUUAGAGAAAAAAACAAACCAAUAAGAAUGUCUAAUUGUUAACCAUUUCCUACUAGUUAUUACAUGUAUAUAUGCCGUUAUUUCAUGAGUUGCAUUUAACUCUUAUAAUCAAUGUCAUCAAUUCUGUGCCAGAAGGCUCAUAUGACCUUCAUAMUAAUUCUCUAACCCUCUCUGUCCCUUGCCUGCAUCUUUGCUUUGUUCCAUGUUGACUGUCCAACCUGUUUCCUAUUGUCAYCCUCAAAGUAGUCUUUGGACUUCCUACAUACCUCUGAUGUCCAUCCCAGAGCAGUUUUGCAGUAAUUCUCUUCCUCCCUUCUUAAGACGAGUAUGCUACUCUAUUGUGGGAUAGUGGCUCUGUGACCCAUAGAGCUAUGUCAGCUUCUGACAGGGCGACACAUAAAUUCCCCGUACCACACCAAUAUCCCAAACAAAUAGCUUGAGAUUUAACAAAGGGUAAAAAAAUAGCCAUUUAUAAGGAGCCUGAUAGACAACUACCWGAUGUAUCAAAUCAACUCUACAAUCAAUGUCAUAAUUUUAAUUACCGCRUUUUAUUAUACAUUAUUCUGUAUUGUUGUAUUCUAUAUGAAAAUAAAGAUAUGGAUAUCUAGAUAUAAAAGUAGAAAAACAAACYGAUUCCA